CACCACUGGAUGCGCCUUCCCGACGAUCGAGCGCUGGGGACGCCGACACGUUAGCGACGCGCAGUUCUCAUUCUCGUAACGUUCGUGGAGCAUUCAUCUCUUGGAGCUCAGCAGCUACGUUUAAAGAUAGUAUUAAUCACCGAGUGGGUGCUUCUAAAUAACAAAUUUAUCAACUCAACGCAUUCUUGUUCCGACAACUAGCAACAUGGCCAUCAGCAAAUUGUCAAUCAUUAAAUUCCUGGAACUCGCGAUUGCGAUUGUAUGCACCGGUUUGCUCUACAAAAAUGACAUGACAACAGAUAUAAUGACUAAUCUGGUCAGCGCCGGCACCUUCGUCGGCUUUGUGAUCAUCCUCAUUGGAGGGUUCAGUGGACAUCUGGCAUCGUCACCAAUUACAAAAAGAAUCGACGUCUUCUACUGUCUAGUUGGAUGCGCGCUUUUUAUUGCCGCCGGUGCGUUGAACAUUAAGUACUAUGAGAAUACAUGGAAAGGAGAAAAGCGCGACUACGGUCUUGCUAUUGGAUCACUGUCAAUUAUUAACGGAGCCUGUUUUCUUAUUGAUUCGCUGUUUACAUGGCGCGGCGAGUACUAAACCACUUCCGUCGCCAAAGUUUGGGUGCCACCAUGCCGCUAGUGGCUUCUAACUUUAACACAUUUUUAUGCGAUGCGCGCGUAAAGCCGCUUUUGAUGUCAAUAUUGAACAAUUUCCAUUGUUAAAUGUUUCUUACCCGUUUUUUUUCUGUAUAUUGUACUAAUCUACUUGAUAAGGAGCACCAUCUCCAUUUUGAUAAGUCGCAUUGACGAACAAACACAAAUAUUUAUAUACGCGAAAUUCAAUGUUGUGCCUUUCAGAUACUUCCUAAAAAUAUUUUUACGAUUAACUCCGACCAAAGAUAUAUAAUCGAAGUUAUUUUAUAUCGUAUUUGCUAAUAUUGUGCUUCAAAUUUGCAUGAUGUGCAGAUAAAGUCCAUGUGUCAAUGUAUGUAAACUGCGCAAAACUGUCUAUCUUUUUAUACGCUUUUACACAAAAUCUAUCAUUUUUUACAUUACUUUUGUAACUCGAUUUGUUUUUAAUAUAUAUAUAUAUAUUUACUCUAAUAUAAAA
Dalotia coriaria is the source of this 1105-nucleotide messenger RNA. Its product is annotated as protein snakeskin-like. The record is from RefSeq and is a predicted model, not a curated record. Gene Ontology annotation, cellular component: plasma membrane. The transcript is spliced from 3 exons. Lineage: Eukaryota; Metazoa; Arthropoda; Insecta; Coleoptera; Staphylinidae. Gene Ontology annotation, biological process: septate junction assembly. Bases 206 to 592 code for a protein of 128 amino acids.